UAUUCCCCUUGCUUGAUCAGCCGCCAUUUGUACAUAGUUGCAUGGUGUGUUAGUCCGCACAUGUCUGGUGAAAAGUCGCAAUAUAUAUCAGUCUGACAUUUCCAAUUGAAAGGUGGAAAGUAUACAAUGAAGCUUACCAGAGGAAAAAUUGCUGUGAAAAAGGAAAUAACAGAAGGCAGAAUAAAGGGGGUAACAUGCACACAGUGUUCACGGAAAUUCCAGCAUAAUGGACAUUUAAAACGACACAAACUGACUGCACACGGCAAUAAACUGAGAUGCACAUUUUGCACCAGGAUAUUUGAUUCUAAAUCGGAGAUGCUUCAACAUAAGUUAACUCACAUGGUUCGCUGCGAAAAAUGUAAAUGUUCAUUUUCGUCUUCGGGGAAUUUAAAACAUCAUAUGAGUUACGCUCAUGUUGAGAAGAGACAGUUUCACUGUAAAUUGUGCCCCAAAAAGUUCAAAAGCUUAUCAACUCUUAACUCACAUUUGAGAAGCCAUUCAGAUAUAAGACCUUGUAAAUGUAAUGUAUGUGGAAAGUAUUUCAAGUAUAUCGGUCAUUUAAGAGCGCAUGAGGGUACACAUAAAAGAGACCAGUCUUUCCCAUGCUAUAUAUGUGAGAAGAUUUUCACAAAAGCGGGCAACAUGAGGCGACAUAUGGCUGUACACACUGGAGACCAACCUUUCAUGUGUGAUUUGUGCAGUGCCAGCUUUCAGUACAAAAGCGAGUUAAACAAUCACAAAGCGAUUCACAGUAAUAGGAAAAUGUUUGAAUGUAAAACAUGCCAGAAAUGGUUUUCAACAAAAAGUACCUUAAAUAAUCAUAAAAUAGUGCAUUCACCAAUAAAACCAUAUUACUGUGAUCUAUGUGGUAAAAGUUUUCGGCGAAAGAGUGCAGUAGUGGAACAUAUAUCCAGUCAUGUGGGCAACCAUAUCCACAGAUGCUGCUUUUGUGAUAAAACUUUCAUUCAAAUUAAAAGUUUAUAUGUUCAUAAACGAAAGCAUACUGGCUAUAGAAUGUAUCGGUGUGAUUUAUGUGACGAGAUUCUGUUUGAAAAAAGAGGUGCGCAAAGGCACAGAAUUCGGCAUUUUAUUGGAGAAUUUCUUUGUUGUGUCCAUUGCAAGGUUGGUACAACUAUGAAACAGAAGCAGAAAUUUGCCAAUAAAGAAGACUUAAAGGCCCAUAUGGUGAUUCAUAGAAAAGAGAAACGGCUUUCAUGUGACCUGUGUGAUUAUUCUACGGAUGAUAUGUCACACAUCAAGAGGCACUUGCAAAGUGCACAUCGUAGAAACGAUACAUCUUGUUGUAAAAUUUGUCAUAAAGCUUUCCCAACAAUAAAUAGUUUGAAACGACAUUUGGAAGAUCAUGUACAAACAAUUCCAUAAUUAAAUUUAAAUACCUAAAUUCGAAUACCUGAUCUCACUCUAGUUUGUGAGCAUGUGUAUAGACUGGUAAAAACUGGCAUUCUGUCCUUAAGACAAAUAUCUGAAGGUAGACAUUCUAGCUUCCAUUUAUUCCAAAAGGUUUGUUGCAGUGUUUUGUAAUACUGAUCAAAACAACUAAUUUUUCUUUACCAGCAAUCCUGUUGUUUUUAUUUUCACACAAAAUAAAGACAUUUUUCAGAAUUUCCAACCUUUUUUUUCAUGCAAUGUUAACUGUAUCGGUUUUAUCAAUGAGUCACCAGUUUUGAUUAGGGUAAUUAAUUAAGAUUAAUUAUAAGAUACAUGUAUAUCUAUUUGGAACUGAAACUUAUAAAUUGAUUUGUUCAGAAUUGAAUUUUAUUUUGAGUUUACUUCUUGUGUAAGCACACCUCAUUACUUUAAACAGUUCUCAUUGUUAAUUACAGGGCUGUAAGCUCGUGUUUGUUAUAUAUAUAUAUAUAUAUAUAUUUUAAGGUUCUUUUCAUUUGUUUUGUUGAGUAUUUUUGGAAGUUUAUAGUUAAUUGUUUUUUACCUGACUUUUUCAGAGUUUCUGUGAUAAUUUAUAUUUUGCUGUUUUUUGUGUGCAAAAACAUGCAUCAAAAUAAAAUGAAUUUUUCUGAACUAUUUCUAAAUGUUUUUUGAUGAAAUCCAUAGUAUUUAUAUUUUGUGACAAAUUCUUUAUUAUCAAUCUAGUGGAUAGUCUAGGUUUCAAUAGCCAUUUAGGAAAAUAGGAGACAAUUGUUCAUUAGGCUGGACCUCUUUUUGUUCAGUGCAUUUCUUUUUUUUUCAUCAAGUUCAGCUUUAUACAUCCAACAGUCUGCCUGUGGUAUCAUUUUUUUUUCAUUUUCAUAUUUCAGCUAAAUUGUUUGAAGAAUACUGGUGGAGCAUAGCACUUGCCAGUGUGUCCACAUCUGUGCAAUGUCUCAGUUUGGUAAAUUUUUAAGAUUUUGUAACAGAGCUGGUAUCUCACUUUGCACA
Molecule: messenger RNA, 2397 nt
Organism: Mercenaria mercenaria
Lineage: Eukaryota; Metazoa; Mollusca; Bivalvia; Venerida; Veneridae
Product: zinc finger protein OZF-like
Exons: 2
Coding region: 127-1383 (418 amino acids)
Biological process (GO): regulation of transcription by RNA polymerase II
Molecular function (GO): DNA-binding transcription factor activity; RNA polymerase II cis-regulatory region sequence-specific DNA binding
Source: RefSeq, a predicted model, not a curated record